AUGGGAACCCGGUGUUGGUCCUCGCUCAUGCCCGAACUCAUCGACCGCAUCGGUAGCUGCCUACUGGACACCGCCGACCUUGAUUGUUACAUGGCCCUUCGUGCCGUCUGCCACAACUGGCGUGGCACCACCGUAGACCCCAAGAAUACUCUACACAUCCGCUUCCGUCCACACCGUUGGAUUAUGCUCGACUAUUCAUCCCACGGUGAGGACGCCUGCCUUCUAGUGAACACCGUCUCCGGUCGGUACCAUGGCAGGGAUAUGCCGCUACUCCGCAAGUACUACAUCAUCUCCAUCACCAUCGACGGGCUCCUGGUCCUGAUGGCCAAGAUCCCGCCCCACGCCGUGUGUGUCCUCAACCCGUUCACGGGUCACAUGGUCCACUUUGUGGCGCGCAUGCGCCCCAACGUGCUCGCGGCAGCUGUCUCCAACUCAUCCCCACCCCGCCUUGUCCUCUACUGCCACGACACCAUGAAGCUAUACAUGGCCAGCCCUGACACUGCAAGCUUCAUCAGGUACAUAACUAAUUAUGCUUGCCCUUUCGUCAGGAAGGUUGUCCAAGGUUGUGUCGCUGUUGACGGCCACCAAGGACUGUUGCCACCACUUCCUGCGACGGUUGUCGCCAAGAUCGCUGAUCUAUUGACUCCGCUCAUCAUCGGGUUUCCCCCUGACAUUCAGUUGGAUUCUCAGAAAAGUUGUUUCCUCGUGGAAUCUGCUGGAGAAAUUCUGGUCAUCUUCAAGCUCGCGAAUCGUGUGGAGGUCUUCAAGAUGGAUGGCAUGGGUGGAAAUAUGCUAGUGCGCGUGAAGAACAUCGGCAGUCGUUCCAUAUUCAUCGGUCGCUCUCAAAGGUGCCUCUCCCUCGAUGCCGAUAAGUUCCCGUCCAUUGAAGCCAAUUGCAUCUACUUCACCGAGUGCCUAAGUUCACCAUCAACAGACAUAUACCACCUCAAGGACGGAGAACAAGUUAAGAACGCCAUGAGUGUUGCCGGUGGAGCCGGUCCUUCAGUGAACCUAAACAUGCCCGCCUUUUUGUGGCAUUCUAUGACCGAGCAUCCCUGCACCAUCUUUCAACUUCUCUCCCUCUACACUUUCAACUGGCAAUCUGGUCAAGCGUCACAUGUGUUAGAGUAUCAAGAUAGUAUUCUUUAG
Molecule: messenger RNA, 1149 nt
Organism: Triticum turgidum subsp. durum (durum wheat)
Lineage: Eukaryota; Viridiplantae; Streptophyta; Magnoliopsida; Poales; Poaceae
Source: the annotation of a GenBank genome assembly